Macrosteles quadrilineatus (aster leafhopper) is the source of this 3180-nucleotide messenger RNA. RefSeq lists its product as uncharacterized. Gene Ontology annotation, cellular component: ribonucleoprotein complex; nucleus; cytoplasm. NCBI's taxonomy places the organism in Eukaryota, Metazoa, Arthropoda, Insecta, Hemiptera, Cicadellidae. The transcript has 13 exons. Bases 229 to 2403 code for a protein of 724 amino acids. Gene Ontology annotation, molecular function: ATP binding; RNA binding; RNA helicase activity. The record is from RefSeq and is a predicted model, not a curated record.
UUUUGGACAUUUUGGUUGUUCAGUUGAAUGUUUAUGACAGAAGAACGAUUUUCACCGUAAAAGUUGACUGAUAGGCCCAAGUUUAUGAGUUUUAUUAACAAUAUUUGAAUUCAACAAAGUAAAAUAAAUCUGCAUAUUAUAGUUUAUCAUAUUUUUACUUUAAUUCUUGCUGUACGACCGGACUGUUGCAUUUGGCUGUUGACCCAGCAAAGUUAAUUGAAGCGGACUAUGUACCGUGACGGUGGUCGUGGGGGUAGAGGUGGAGGAAGGGGAGGAGGACGAGGUGGUAGCCGAGGUGGCCGAGGGGGGGCUGGGGGAGGAAGGGACAGAUGGGGUGGCAGCAGCGAGGGGGGACGAGACAGUUGGGGUGGAAGGGGCGGAGGGAGAGGAGGAGGUGCUGGUAGAGGUCGCUUGACCAAGUCGGACCAGCCUGGUCAGAACCUUCGUAAACCUCGGUGGGAUAUGAGCACAUUGGAGUCUUUCAGGAAGGACUUUUAUGUCCCUCAUCCUACUGUUGCCAACAGACCCCUGGCAGAAGUUACUAGGUAUCGUCAAUCCAUGGAAAUCACCACUAAUGGAGAUGGUAUACCAAAUCCUAUCUGUUUCUUUGAGGAAGUCAACUUCCCUCCCUAUGUAAUGGAAGAAAUUAGAAAGCAAGGUUUCGACCAACCAACAGCGAUUCAAGCGCAAGGUUGGCCGAUUGCUCUGAGUGGCCGAGAUAUGGUUGGCAUCGCCCAAACUGGAUCUGGCAAGACUUUGGCGUACAUUCUACCAGCCAUAGUCCACAUCAACAAUCAGCCAAGGCUGUUGAGGGGAGACGGACCCAUCGCCCUAGUGUUGGCCCCCACCAGAGAACUGGCUCAACAGAUACAGCAGGUUGCUACAGACUUUGGAUCUUCAACAUAUGUCCGCAACACAUGUCUGUAUGGAGGAGCGCCUAAGGGGCCGCAGGCUCGUGACAUAGAGCGAGGGGUGGAGAUAGUGAUAGCGACACCCGGCCGACUUAUAGACUUCUUGGAGCGAGGACAGACCAACCUGCGACGCUGCACUUACCUGGUGUUGGACGAGGCCGACCGCAUGUUGGACAUGGGCUUUGAGCCCCAGAUCAGGAAAAUAAUUGAACAGAUCAGACCUGACAGACAGGUACUGAUGUGGUCUGCUACCUGGCCCAAGGAGGUUAGGAACCUGGCAGAGGAAUUUCUCAACAACUACUUGCAGAUCAACAUUGGCUCUCUCACAUUGGCUGCCAAUCACAACAUCCAUCAGAUAGUUGAGGUCUGCGAUGACCCAGAAAAACCUGACAUGUUGCUUAAACUUCUGAAUGACAUUUCUCAAGAGCCUGAUAAUAAAGCCAUCAUCUUCGUCGAGACGAAACGAGGAGUGGAUGAGAUAACUAGGACUGUACAGCGUGCAGGGUACAAUGCAAUGGCAAUACAUGGAGACAAGUCACAGCAGGAUAGAGAUUAUGUUCUGGCUGAUUUUCGGUCAGGAAGAUGCAAUAUUCUGGUAGCGACGGACGUUGCCGCGAGAGGCUUAGAUGUGGACGAUGUAAAGUUUGUGAUCAACUAUGACUACCCUCAGUCGUCGGAAGACUACGUUCAUCGUAUCGGCCGCACAGGUCGAUCGUCCAAGACUGGGACGUCUUACACAUUCUUCACCCCCAGCAAUGCUAAGCAGGCUCAGGAUCUCAUCUCCGUGCUGCAGGAGGCAGGGCAGGAGGUCAGCCCCAUGUUGUACCAGCUGGGAGAGAUGGCUAGGAGCGGGGCGUUUGCCAAAGGCGGUAAGAGGUUCCGCAUGGAUCGCUCCUACGAUGGUGGCAGAGACAGAGGAUUCCGAGGUUCCAGAGGUGGAUCUCGCGGAGGUCGAGGGGGCAGCAGAUUUGACAGCGGAGGAAGUCGAGGUGGUGGACGAUUUGGAAGUGAUGAUAGAAGAGGAGGUUUUGGUGGUGGAAGAGAAGAAGGUGGACGGUUUGGUGGUAGAAAUGAUGAUAGGUUAGGAGGUGGGAGAGGUAGAGGAGGUAGGGGGAGGUUCGACAGUGGGGGAGGAAGGGACUACUCUGGGGAAGAGAACAAUGGAAGCUUCAUGGGCGGAGGUAGAGGAGGUGGUUAUAACAACGAGAGAGGCAUGAGGGGCCGAGGUGGGAGCCGAGGAGGGUCGGGAGAGAGGGGAGGCAGAGGGGCAAGGCAGAAGCGAGAGAGCCGUUGGGGAGAGGAGAGCGAUGAUCAGAAGGCAAAGAGAAGGAUCAUGGAUGACGGAGGUGCUAGGCCUGCGCCUGUGGUGGACAUGAGAGCCCCUCCUCCAGGUUACAACCCCCAGGGAAUGCCGAUGAACUUCCCACAACAGUUCCAACAGCCCAUGAACGGAUUCAGUUUCCAAAACCAAAUCGCUAUGAACAGAAACUAACUCUAGACGGUUUGUUCAGUUAUUUAUUCCUCAGAAACCCAUUAGUGUUAGGAAUUUGGUAAAAAUUACUAGCAUAAUUUGUAUCUGUGAUUUUAAACACUCUGGUUUCUAUGAGAGUAAAAAUAUAUUUUUUUUCUUUCUGAUGUUUCAGAAACUCAAAGUAUUAAUGUUAUGGUAGAUAGAUUUAAUUUUUUAUUGUGAGUAAUGUUUCUGGAAGAGUCCUUGCUCAUAGAAACUUCCUUUAUGUGUUUCUUCCACUCUUCUUAGUUUUGCCAACAAGUAAAAACUCAGAAUACCGCCAUAUAGCACAUGGUAGUUACUAAUCCGAUAUAGAUUUGUUAAUAGAAGUACAAUUAAAAGAGCUAAUAAGGUUUUAUAUUAUUUUAUCUUUUAUUUUAGGGAUGGUUUUUAAAUGUUGAAUAGUAACCAAUUUUCCGAUGACCCUAAGAGUUGUUAUUUUAGAAUGUGUACAACAUGAAAUAACCCCAGCUCACUAAAGAUUUAUCACCGCUCCAUUUGAAAUGUUUUCAAAAAGAAUCAAAUCGAUAUUAAAUAAUUAAUAGUUUGCCAGAAAGCUAAUCUUCUGUGGGCUCAGGUUAAUUCAAAUUUUAAAAUACAAUUUGGUUGUAUAUGCAAAUGUUUUAGUGUUAUUUGAUCACAAGUAGUAAAAAAAUAGUAACAAAACAAUGCACUUUCAACAUUUUUGUACUUUUUUUUAGAAGUUGAUCUGUUUCAAUGUUUCUUUGUAGUAAAUAAAGAUACAAUUUUAAAAAUGAA